Molecule: messenger RNA, 1069 nt
Organism: Selaginella moellendorffii
Lineage: Eukaryota; Viridiplantae; Streptophyta; Lycopodiopsida; Selaginellales; Selaginellaceae
Product: putative phosphatidylglycerol/phosphatidylinositol transfer protein DDB_G0282179
Exons: 7
Coding region: 597-1049 (150 amino acids)
Biological process (GO): sterol transport
Molecular function (GO): sterol binding
Source: RefSeq, a predicted model, not a curated record
UAUAAAAUUGGUAUGUAUGGUUUCUGAAUUGGGGCAUUUUUAUGGCUUCGGCGGGAAAUCUCUUGUGCGUCUUGGCCAUGGCGGCCACCGCGGCUCUGGCUGUGGCGAGCUCCUGGGAGUUAUGCGACAAGUACAAGAGCUAUCCCGUCAAGAUCAAGGACGUGGAGGUCCUGCCGGAUCCCGUUGUGAGCGGCCAGGAUGCGGCAUUCGUUGUUCCAGCGAGCACGAGUGUUCCAAUCAAGUCCGGCACUGUGAUUGUCACUGUGCUAUGGCAUAACAUCCCUGUGCAUCGAGAGGUGGACGAUUUGUGCGAGAAAACAAAGUGCCCAAUUGCUGCUGGUGAUUUCGUCUUGAACAGCACCCAAGCGCUCCCUGGAUUUACGCCCUCUGGAAAGUACAAGAUUAGAAUGCAGAUCGUUCAGGGCUCCAGCCUUUUGGCCUGUGCAAACAUCCAGUUCCAGAUCGUUUGGCGACGAUUAGACGCGGCAGCGUAAGCUUUUAAGUUUCGCAAAAACGAUAAAAAGGGUUCUGUGCUUUCCUUUUGAGUUGCCUAUUUAUGAAUCGAAAAGGCUUUGUCCUCUUUGUGAAACCUAGCUAUGGAGAAGUUUUUCCAGAGCUUACUGCUUCUAGCUGUUCUUUCCUUCUCGGUUGUCUCGGCGAGCAGCUCAUGGACACCUUGUGAUCAUCGCCCUCGUGGGAUCACUCUCCAAGAUGUGAAAGUUGUCCCAGAUCCUGCGAUUACUGGCGAAGACGUCGAGUUCCAAGUCACUGGUUCAUCAAGUGCUAGAUUGGCGUCGGGAAAGCUUGCGAUCACAGUCUACUUCCAUGGAAUUUUUGUGCGCAGGGAGAUCUACGAUCUGUGCCAGAAAACAAGCUGUCCAGUUGAAGCAGGAAACUUUGUGCUCAAGAGCUCCCAAAACUUGCCAUCGGUCACGCCAUCGGGAGCGUAUCGAUUGAAGCUCGAGAUGUUAGACCCCAAGAACAAACUCCUCGCUUGCGCGAUGGUCAAUUUCGAUAUUGUAAGACCAAAUCCACUCGCCGAUCAAUGAGAAAGGAUUUAAUUCUAGCC